UUAAGUUUAAAUAGACGCGGGAUGAUCGACAGUUAUUCGAUAUAUUGUUUGGACGUUGUUAUACAGUGGAAUAGCUACAAACAGGUAUUUUCAAUGAUAAGUGGUAAAACGCUUGACAACGGUCGUAUACGAUUUGAGUGAAUUUAUGUAAAUGGAUGUCAGGAUGUUUUGAUUCUAACCUGUAAUGAUUGCUGCUACAAAAAUGAAUUACCCUAUGCACGAUAUCCCAGAUGAUUGUGAACCACGAGCAACGCCAAGACCUGCUUCUAAAUUAAGUUCCUUCCCGGUGCCUUCAGUUCCAGAAGUCUCGUUGAUUUUCGACAGACCUACCUCUCCUAAAAGAACCGGUCAAGUGCAACGAUCGACUGUGGUGGAAAAAUAUGAAUCAUAUGCCGCAUGGAAGAAAGAAUUUUCUCACGCUAGUAAGAAAGAAAAAGAUUAUAAUGCUAAUUCCGGAUAUAUCGCAACAACUGAUUCUUUAAAGUUCAGUAGGAGCGAUCCUAGCUUGGCUGGGCUAGUCUGUCAACAAACUAAAUCCAGUCGUGAGGGAGCAAAGGAGAACUUUCAAGAAACUAAAAAAUCCCCAUUUACGACGUAUAAACAUAUCGAAGGAAUAUCGAGAAGCCAAGAACACGCUGCACUUAACGAAUCGGUUACGAAUCGUCAAAAUUUGGAAACUCAUCGAGACAGAGAAAUCAAAGAUUCGCAGAGCAGAAACUUACCUUGCAGGCCAUACCGUAAUACCAAACAGGCAGCAGUGCCCCAAUAUUCGGACCAUAACGUAUAUCCUGAAUGCACCAAUGAUUAUCCCAGGAGCCCGAACGUUGAUGCUAAUCCAUCGCAUAGUACGCACGGUCCAGCCAUGCACCGUUCGCCAUACUAUCCAACAUGUGCCGCGGAUAAAAGGGAUUCACCCAGCUUCAAUUACAGUUCAAACCCCUUGCCUAAUGUGGAGUAUCACCCUGGGAACGUUUCCAAAUAUUCGGCUUACCCGCCGUACUUCAACAAAGACGUAACGUACCCUUUUCCUUUUCCUUACUCCCCGGGAUACCCGGAUCAGAAGUCUCAGAACGACGAGACCGUAAAGAACCUGUUACAGCUUGUAAAUAGUCAAAAUGAACAAAUCAAGACCCUACAGAUACAGGUGGAUCGACUGUUAAAAAUUCAGGAAACGGCAUGGCGCAAGUGUGGAAAAUGUACGUGUACCAUGGAAUCUCCACGGCAAAAUGCUCAAGUACACAUGAGGUCCUACGAUGUGGUCAAUACUGCCAGCACCGCGACGACAUCCCACCCUCAAAAUCAGUCCAUGGAAACAAAUUUAAUUAAGAGUAUGUCAAAGACGGGAGAUCCGGGGACGAAUUCCAAUGCCGGUAGGUACGGUAACGAUUGGUCCGAAAUGAACGCACCGCUACAGGAAGACAAGUCACGAAGUGCAAUCUUGGAACAGGUAUCGAUAGGUGUGAUGACAAGUUUUGAGUUCACCGUCCAGAACAAUCAGCCCGCUUUGGAGCCCGAAGAUAGAGUGAGACAUCACAGGCAGGCAGAGUGCGAACGACUCUACAGAAAUAAUGGAAUAAAUUCGCAGGAGCCCGACGAGCUCCCGAGGAAAAGUCAGAACACGUUUUCGCGUAUGCCCAGAGCACCCUUAGAAAAUAUCAUCGAGGAUUCCGAGAGUCACCUGUCUAGCCAACAGCCUAGCAGUAACUUUUAUACAAAUCCAUCGGUAAAAGAGACCCCAGAGAAAACGGACUACUUGGACUCGGACCAGCCAAAUACCGUAGGCUCUCAGGAGGCAGAGUUUCGCGGCCAUGGCAAAAGAAGCGACCACGCCAUUUUGAUGAGCGAAAUGGACAGACUUCAAUAUUUUAAGAAACAGUCUGAAAAUUAUAUAGACACUCUUAGAGAGGCUUCGCAAAGGCAAGUGCCUUUCUCGGGCCUAUCCCCGCCUGACGUACGCUCUUUGGAUGAUACACGGAAUUAUAAAGCAACCCAAAACGAUGCGACGUUUCGAGGCAAAUUGACGGGCUUGCGUGCACCCGAUGACGUCGAUAGCCGUAGUAGAAAACCAAUAGAAUGCCCGAGAAAAAAUCCUAACGCGCGGAAAAAUAGUCCCACGGGAACUAAGGCGAUAACUGGCGAUACUCGGGAACGGAACGGUAAUAAGGACGCGGACGAAAGUUUAGUUUUAAGCGGUGGAGAAUUAGAAGUUAAGGAACGACCUCCGCCAAGCCCAGAACCUAGUAUUCAUGUGGAGAUGCAGGAAUAUUCUAGCGACGAAGAUAGCGAACACACGAAACGAACGCCAAAAAUUGGUUGGACGUUCUAUAACGAUGUCUUGGGCCAAGUUAAUCAAAUCCUACAAAAUUCACCGAUCGAAGUGCGUCAUGGAAAAGGUGAAGGUAAAAAUCUUGAGCACAAUAAGAGCGAAAAAGACGACACGGAGAGGAAAGCAUUGCUCGAUACGGUUAAAGCUGCAACAAUGGAACAGUUGAAAAAGUUGGGAAUAAGCUUCUCCGAGAACCCGGAAGCUAGCGACGUCAACGGAACCAAAAGAGUGACCUUCGAUUCGUCCUAUUAUCCAAGAUUAGACUAUCGUGCUAGCGUGCCUCAGGGUACAAGCGCCAUAGCCGAAUCGAAUUCUAGUAUGCACAUGAAAGCUUUGGAACUAAAAUACCUAAGCGACGAACAGUUGGCAGAAAUCGCAAUGCAAAAGCAAGGAGCCGGCACUCUAAAACAUCUAACGCUUAGCAACGUUCAGGGCACCAAUAUGUCCUUUGCUACAAUGCGAUACCUGGAGAGGUAUCAAUUACUUCCAGGAAAAAUGAAUGCUCAAAACGAAGGUGGUAAUCAUGACAUUGCAGAAAUUCCUUUAAACCAGAAGAUGAGAAAUAACAAUAACGCGAUCCAACAACCGGUCGCUAAAGGAUAUCCACCUCUCAUUCAAACUCCUAGAACCAGCUGCCCUAGCAAGAUACUAGAUAUUUCUACGUUGAAACAACAGCCAAAGUUGUUAUAACGUAUGCCCAAUGCAAGCUUUGGAUUAACGUUGUAAUAAGUGUACAAAGGUCGAGAUUAAUUAUGUACCCAUUCCAUCGAUAACCAAAUAAUGAUUUUAUAUCACAAUA
Molecule: messenger RNA, 3125 nt
Organism: Orussus abietinus
Lineage: Eukaryota; Metazoa; Arthropoda; Insecta; Hymenoptera; Orussidae
Exons: 4
Coding region: 185-3016 (943 amino acids)
Biological process (GO): centrosome duplication; smoothened signaling pathway; protein localization to centrosome
Cellular component (GO): centriole; centrosome
Source: RefSeq, a predicted model, not a curated record